This is a messenger RNA of Brienomyrus brachyistius, 1489 nucleotides long. It is a transcript of the gene fdx1b, whose product is annotated as ferredoxin 1b. Gene Ontology annotation, molecular function: 2 iron, 2 sulfur cluster binding. The record is from RefSeq and is a predicted model, not a curated record. Lineage: Eukaryota; Metazoa; Chordata; Actinopteri; Osteoglossiformes; Mormyridae. Gene Ontology annotation, biological process: P450-containing electron transport chain; positive regulation of oxidoreductase activity. The coding region runs from base 276 to 872 and encodes 198 amino acids. Gene Ontology annotation, cellular component: mitochondrion. The transcript has 4 exons.
AAAAUGAGAGGGUUCUAGUCCAACAGUGAAAAGCAGGUGUAGAAAUAAAACUGUGGAAAUUCUGCAAAAUCAUUGAAUCUAGUUUUGAAAACUUGAAAUUAAACAAAAGCCUAGCGACAAGGGACACGCAAACCUUAUCCCUUUGCAGCCCUGUAUUUAAUCAUCAAGUCACUCAUAACGCACUUGUAAAUUAAAAAGGCUGCUGAAGAAUUUGGGUCUAAAUCAUACCUUUUAUCUAUGGAUUCCUGUAUUUAAAUGUGAGUUAAUUUAAUUUCAUGUCUUUCGGCCCUGCCCAUGGGCUGAGCUCUAUUCAAGGACAAUGGGGUCUGUCUGUAAAUGCUCAUGUAACUGCCAACCCUCACGCACACUUGAAUAGCAUGGCCAGUUUUGUGCGCUUCUUCUCCCCUAUUUCGGGCCGCUUUCUUGGUACACCUCUCAACUCAAGCUACAGAGCGUCACCAUGCAUCUGGCACAAAGGAUUCGGCCGGUGCUCAGUGCGCCGUAGCAGCUCUCAGGACACCAGCACAGGAGAAAAGGUUGUACUGCAUAUUGUUAAUCAAGACGGCAUGAAAACUACUACACAAGUCACAGAGGGUGAAUCCCUGUUGGAUGUUGUCAUCAACAAAAACCUGGACAUCAGUGGCUUUGGGGCUUGUGAGGGAACAUUAGCGUGCUCCACUUGCCACCUAAUUUUCGAUGAAAACAUUUAUAACAACCUGGGACCCAUAAUGGAUGAGGAGAUGGAUAUGCUUGAUUUAGCUUACGGGCAAACUAAAACAUCCAGGCUGGGCUGCCAGGUAAACAUACAAAGAUGGAUGGAUGGCAUGACUGUACAUGUGCCCCAGGAGAUCAAAGACAGAAGAAACGAGUAGUCACCAGUGAUUAUCCACUAAAGAACGUUUUCAUACAAAAUGUUAUCAGCAUUAGCAUGAACAAUAAUUAGGUUUUGUUAUAGAGCAAAAUGCAAAUAAUAUGCAAUGAAUGGUCACUUUAUUUAUAACUAGUACUGGGUAGGACACACUUUUGCCACCUGAACCAUUUCAAGGGGGGGUGAAUUGUGUGCUCUGAGAAGUCUAAAUGCAGACCACUUUUAUAGUGAGCUGUAAUUUUUGAAUGCAAGACCUUCCUGUCAACUUUAAUGACUGACCAUUUGUCUCCAACUGCUCUCAUUAACACCAUGUUAGGGUGUUUUUUUGGCUACAAAAAUGCCAUUGAAAGCAUUGUUUUGUUCAUUAGGCCAUUCUUUCUAAACGUAAGAUACUAUUUGAAUGAAAAUCUGAGAUGCUGGAACCUCCACUUCUGACACCAGCAAUUACACCACAUUCAAAAUCAUUUAGAUCGCAGAUUUUAGCCACUCUAAUGUUUAUUCCAAUGAUAGCUAAACCUUUUCACCUUGUCUAUGUGGUAUUCAGCCAUAUAAUUUGCUAUUUGUAGUUUCACACUGUUCACGUCAACAAUCAUGUGUGCCUAAUAAACUGGCCACAGAGAA